AUGGCACCUGAGUCUAUGCAGAUCGCUCGUUUCAAGGCUGCUCUUGCUCUUCUCCGUUCCCAUUGCAAAAAUGGUGUUUACCUUCCUACCAUUCCUGCUGUACUUCUGGUUCUCAAAGAUGGCAGUCCGGACUUCGACGCCAUCCUAAUUAUCGACAAGGAGAACCUUUGGUUCUUAGAAGGGAUUAUGCCUCUCUUCGAUAACAAGGAGCGCUUCAUGAAGGCCUACCAGGAAGACCCGUCACUUCUUCGUGAGGGAGCCUUUGGUGCCCGGCGGGAUUGUCAGAACCGGAAACUCCUGCUUGAACUCCUGCAUGGUUCUAAACCUCCCGACAACACAACUCUUCCUGGACGUGCGACUGGUUGGAUUCACGCUGACCGAGAGGAGAAGCAGGCUGCUGCGGCUGCUGCCACAGCUGCGGCUAAUGCUCAGGCUGCUGCUUCCUCUCAGUCUUCUUCCAAGCCCUCCGGGUCUCUCCCAAAAUUAUCCUUCAAGAAGACUGGAAAAACUGUUAAGUCCAAGGCAACUGUUGGUCUUGACACCGAUCCCGAGACCAUCCUGGUUGACGAGGAUGUCCAGAUGAAGACUGGGGAGGAAAGUAUCGUUGUUGACCUGGAUAGCGACGAGUCUGACAGCAUGAGCGUCGCCGGAGAAGUCCCAGCUAAGCCAACGAAUCGAGGAUGCACAACUCGUAAGCGUCGUCCUCGCCUUUCCAAGCGGGCUGCUAGUCAUUCGCCUCAGGCUACCCCGCGUACCGCUACCCAGGACAAGUGCGAGGCUUGUCACGAGGAAUCCCAUGGUCUCUCUCUCUGCGCGACGGUGAUUGCUAUUCCUUACUGUGAUGUUCUUGGACUCAAUACCUCUGAUCCAUCUUAUCGCAAGGCGGUCGAGGUUCUCGAGAAGCAAGACCGGGCCUUAGCUGAGCGUGGAAACAAGCGUAUCUGUACCGAUAUGAAUACCCUGGCACGUCAUGGCGAGUUGGGCACUCAUCAUGUCUUGUUUCCCAUUGCUGCCUGGGCGACUCAAUUCGAUCUCCAGGCCAAGCAUGAUUCGUUGGAGGAGGCUCUCAAGAUCUUGGCCAGCUGUCACUCCCAUGUUGAUUCCUUGGAAGGUCUUCAAAUCCGUCAGCGCCAGCUCCAGGCUGAUCUCGAGCUCCUGGUUCACUGCUUGGAAUCGACGGUCGUUGCUCACAAGUUCUGUGUCAACAAACUCAGUGUUAUCGACGCCAAGAUCGACAGGAUGAUCUCUUAG
Molecule: messenger RNA, 1251 nt
Organism: Desarmillaria tabescens
Lineage: Eukaryota; Fungi; Basidiomycota; Agaricomycetes; Agaricales; Physalacriaceae
Exons: 7
Coding region: 1-1251 (416 amino acids)
Source: RefSeq, a predicted model, not a curated record